This is a messenger RNA of Pomacea canaliculata, 1616 nucleotides long. Its product is annotated as uroporphyrinogen decarboxylase-like. Gene Ontology annotation, molecular function: uroporphyrinogen decarboxylase activity. The record is from RefSeq and is a predicted model, not a curated record. Gene Ontology annotation, cellular component: cytosol. Gene Ontology annotation, biological process: heme biosynthetic process. NCBI's taxonomy places the organism in Eukaryota, Metazoa, Mollusca, Gastropoda, Architaenioglossa, Ampullariidae. Bases 223 to 1335 code for a protein of 370 amino acids. The transcript has 10 exons.
AGGAAAAAGACCUCUACCCAUACGUCUUUGUUUUACUCAGUGGGACUCGCAGGAACUUUGGUGUCAGAAGAUGAGCGAAGAGGUCGAGUGGGUGUAUAGAUGGGAGUGAGUUUGGAGAGGUACUGAGGAACGCUGCUAGAAACAGUAAAGUCAUAGUGGAAAGUUAGUAGUCAUAGGGUCCGUGUUUGGCAUCCAGGGAAGAGAGCAAACGAUAGGUGAUUAAUGUUCGUAUCUAGAUGGUCUACAAAUGAGCCAUUUCCACCACUUAAACAUGACCUUCUGCUUCGAGCUGCACGGGGUGAAAAGACAGAGCGGGUUCCAGUAUGGGUUAUGAGACAAGCUGGCAGAUACCUUCCAGAGUACAGGGUAGCUAAAGGGAAUAAAAAAUUUUUUGAAACAUGCAGAGAUCCAGAGCUGGUUAGUGAACUUACAAUACAACCUAUCAAUCGUUUUCCACUGGAUGCUGCCAUCAUCUUCUCUGACAUUUUAGUGAUUCCUAUUGCACUGGGUAUGAAAGUUGCAAAUGAUCCAGGAGAGGGUCCAGUGUUUGCUGAGCCAAUACAGAAAGCAGAAGAUGUAGACAAACUGAAUCCUGACUUUGACAUCCUUGCAGAGCUUGGUUAUGUGUAUGAAGCAAUCACACUCACCAGGCACAAGCUGGAUGGCAGGGUCCCUCUUUUUGGCUUCAGUGGAGCUCCAUUUACACUCCUCCGUUUCAUGAUUGAAAAUGUUAGUGCUGGUCCAAAUGUUGGCCGUGCUCGGAGAUUCCUUGUAGAGUGUCCAGAGUCAUCCAUCCGUCUUUUGAACAUCUUAAAAGAUGCCAUUGUGCGCCACCUCGUAGAACAGAUUAUCGCUGGCGCACAGAUUGUUCAAGUGUUUGACUCAUAUGCAGGCGAACUGGGACCAGGACUGUUUUUCCGUUAUGAACUACCAAUGUUAAAGGCUAUAGCAUAUGAAGUCAGAGAAAAACUAGCAGAAAGAAAGACUGAUGCUGUACCCAUGGUAAUAUUUGCAAAAGACGCUCACUUUGCAAUUGAGGAGCUAUCCAAAAGUGGUUAUGAGGUUGUUGGGCUUGACUGGACAAUCCAACCUCUCCAUGCUAGGCGUGUGGCAGGUUCAAAGGUGACUUUACAGGGAAAUAUGGAUCCUGUAAUGAUGUUUGCAUCUAAGGAUGAAAUCCGUAAAGGUGUGAAGGAGAUGUUGGAGAAAUUUGGGACCCAGCGUUAUAUUGCAAACCUUGGACAUGGUAUCUUAAAGGAUACAAAUCCAGACCACCUUGCUGAAUUCAUCAAUGCAGUUCACACUUACUCAGAAGACAUGAAUGCUGUAUCUUAGAACACAUCUUUAUCUAAUGGGAGUUGCUAGGCAGGUUCUGUCUUCAUAAUUUUUUUCCUAGGAAGACACAGUUACUUCAUUAUGCACCUCUAGUCUGCAAGUAUUAUCAAAACAAUUUUGCUGUCAUUACAAGUGAAAUGGAAAGUCUCUUGUACUGUUUGCUAUUUGGUAAACUUUAUUUUUACACCUUUAUGGAAAUUCAUGGAAUGAAAAUAUAUUUUGAGAGCACCUUUUGCAACUAAAAGACGAUGGCAAUAAAAAAAGUGUAGCAUUUAUCGUGA